AUAUAACUAUAUCAUGAAUAGGACAAUAAUUCAGAAUUGACACGACGUCGGAAAAGUUUCUCGAUUGUUCUGUGUUCAUAAUAUUAAAAACCAUUUAAUUUUCAGUUGCCCUUUCAAGUUUAAUGUUACAAUCUAGUGAAACGGUUGAAUUAUGUUGAAAGUUUUAACAUCAUUUCCGAAAAUAAGCGGUCCCGCCAUUAGAGGUUUUCAAUGUAAUUUUCACUCUUGCAGAUUUGUAUCGAUUCCACAACAUAGUCAAACACAACAGUUGAACCGUUGGACUAAGCCAUCAGUACCGUAUCCGUCAUGGUUUUCCUUUACUCGUUUUUGUCAUGUAAAACCAUCGGAGUUGACUCCACGUGAAAAACUGAAAAUUGCUGCUAAAGAAUACGGUUCUGUGUUAAUUGUGUUCCACGUUGGAAUCUCAUUGAUAUCAUUAGGUUCGGUGUAUUUUUUCAUUUGUAAUGGUGUUGACGUCCAACAGUGGAUUGGUUGGAUGGGUCUGUCAAACGCAAACGAAAACACUAAAAUCGUGGCUGGAGCGAGUCAGUUUAUCAUUGCAUAUGCCAUUCAUAAAUCUUUUGCUCCAGUACGCAUUUCAAUAACACUUAUAUCCGUACCAUUAAUUGUACGAUACCUUAGGACUAAAGGAAUAAUGAAAAUAAAAAAAUAAAUACUAAUUAUGUGAACACAUGAAAUUGUAUAAAUUAUAAUUGUAAUACUAUGGGUUUUAAACUAUAUUACUUAGAAAGGAUAAGACAUUUUAUUAAUAUUAUUAUUGAAUAUUUUAUAAUACUGGUAUAAAUUGUUUCAAUUGUAAAAUACUAUUGAGUAUUAAAAAAAAAUAUUAUUAUAUUGUACAGGGAUUACUGUACACAUAUUUUAACUAUUACUCGAUCUUAAUAACAUGUCAAGAUGCUUUUAUGUAAACCAUAGAGUAAGAGAUAUAAACCGAGUAAGGUAAAGUAAAAUUAUUAAUUGUAAAUAUACAAAUUGUAAUAUACCUAUACAUUUUGUUUUUAAUGUAUCACUAAUAAUUUAAAUUACAUGUAAAUUAUACUUAUUACUUGUUCUUGUGUCUGCCAUAAUCAUGUUGAUGUCAAAC
Metopolophium dirhodum (rose-grain aphid) is the source of this 1105-nucleotide messenger RNA. RefSeq names its product protein FAM210B, mitochondrial-like. Lineage: Eukaryota; Metazoa; Arthropoda; Insecta; Hemiptera; Aphididae. The record is from RefSeq and is a predicted model, not a curated record. The transcript has a single exon. Bases 152 to 673 code for a protein of 173 amino acids. Gene Ontology annotation, cellular component: mitochondrion.